Messenger RNA from Lasiosphaeria miniovina, 453 nucleotides. RefSeq lists its product as uncharacterized. NCBI's taxonomy places the organism in Eukaryota, Fungi, Ascomycota, Sordariomycetes, Sordariales, Lasiosphaeriaceae. The transcript is spliced from 3 exons. The record is from RefSeq and is a predicted model, not a curated record. Bases 1 to 453 code for a protein of 150 amino acids.
AUGGAGAGACGAUACAUCGUCCCUGGUUCCCCAACGGAUACUCUCCUCAGCGUCGUGGAGACUGAGGGCUAUCUAGUCGCAGCCAUAUACGAUAUCGUCACCAACUACCCACCGCGCCACAGAUAUCCCCAGGAAACCCUGCAUGGCCUUUGGAGAGGUCCUACCGGCCUGGCGUAUCUGUUCCAUCGAGUCUCGGUGCGCAGGCCAGAUCUUGUUGUCGGCAGUGAAAGAGGCCUCUACUGGGCCCAGGGCUAUAUCUCUAGAUCUCGCGACCACAAUCUACGCCUCGGCUCUCACGGAUGUGAGCUGCGGGACAAGAUCGAUGGUGCAAUAGACAAAGGACGGAAGUGCAUCUGGAGCCAGGGGAUGUUACUCAAAGAGCCUUCGCUCUAUCACGGCCUCUUCGGCAACGCUCUCCAGCCGCGGCAUUCCUCAAGCCUGGAAACCUUUUGA